Zingiber officinale is the source of this 678-nucleotide messenger RNA. RefSeq names its product transcription factor ILI3-like. The transcript has 2 exons. Bases 241 to 498 code for a protein of 85 amino acids. NCBI's taxonomy places the organism in Eukaryota, Viridiplantae, Streptophyta, Magnoliopsida, Zingiberales, Zingiberaceae. The record is from RefSeq and is a predicted model, not a curated record. Gene Ontology annotation, molecular function: protein dimerization activity. Gene Ontology annotation, biological process: regulation of growth; regulation of DNA-templated transcription.
CUCCUUUUAAUGGCGAGGUCCCCCCUCGUCUGCUCCUCCGGGGACACAGAUUUCAAGACCCGUCGUUUCAAGGAAAGAGCUAGGCGUUGGAGAUGCUAAGUUUAGGCAUACCGACUGAUAACGAUGCUUUUUACUCUGUCUGAUCAACACGAUACCCUCUAGCUACGUAGGCCUACAAAUACAGCCUCCUCCCAUUUCCCCUUCACUCUUCCUCCCUUUCCACAAACACAUACUUAGACAAUGUCGAGCCAGAGAGGAAGGAUUACCGACAAGGAAAUCAACGAGCUCGUCUCCUCGCUGCAGUCUCUUCUCCCGGAGUCUCGCCGCAGGAGCACGAGUAGGGCAUCAUCAUCCAAGUUGCUGAAGGAGACGUGCAGCUACAUCAGGAGCUUGCAACGGGAGGUGGACGACCUCAGCGGCCGGCUCGCCGAGUUGAUGUCGACGAUGGACUCCGACAGCCCUCAGGCUGAGAUCAUUAGGAGCAUCUUCCGGUCCUAAUUAAUAACGGAGUCGAUAUAUAUAUAUUUAUAUAGUCAUCUCUGUACCAUUUCAUCAGCCUAUUAGUGUUAUAUAUUAGCAUGCAGAAAUUAAUACUGCUGCUGCUGCUGCUUGAUGCCAUUGAUGAACAAAAUUUGCCAACAUGAUGAAAAAAAAAUGCAGGCAAGGGGAUGAAUUAAU